AUGGUGAUUUUGAGGGAUCUGAGACAGGCGUCACGUUACGAAAUAGCAGUGUCAGCUUUUACUUCUAAAGGCAAAGGACCACGCUCGUCUUGGUAUUCAAUAGCCACAGGUAAUACAUUAUUUUGUUUGUAGCGGAUACAGAUUCUUAUGUCAGUCUCUUUUUUAGAGGGAAUCAUAAUUUGGGCAACUCAAAAUCAUUUUUAAAUUAAUGGUUCUUAAUUCUUAAAAGUACUGGAUUAAUUAAAUCACCAUCAAAUCAUUCAUGAAUAAAUAGUAUAUGUCUCACCACAGCAAUUUACGAGCAGCCUACUCAAAUUUUUGCAGUACACUCAAACAUCUUUUCAGUAAUUGUGCUCAAAUUAUGAGUGAUUCCUCCAAAAAUGUUUUACAAUUUGUAUAGGAUUGAAUGGAGCCCAAAUCAAUUGUGGAAUUGGGCACAUUUUUGGCAUCUUACUGAUGAACAUUUACGACUUACAGAUAUUUCGAGCAACAGAAAUUUGCCGUCUGCCCUCUUUGAAGGAAUACAAUGCCUGUGAUAGUCUCAUUUUGACACUUUUUACAACGAACAGUAUUGAGGCGUUUAAAUAUUCCGUGCUAACCGUUUACUCGAAGCGAGGAAAAAUGGUUCACUAGAAAUUCUAUUUUAACAUAAGAAUGAAGUGUAAUCUCUACUGACAUACACUUUCUCAACAAAGGCCCCCCUUCUUUUUGUUUGUCUGUUUGUUUCUGCCUUUAAGUAAACAAUAACCUAUGAGUUUUUCUAUUCACAAUCACCACCUUUCAUCAUUAGCCUCUUAUUCCAGUCUUCUGGCUGAAAGUAAACUUUGAAUGGUAUAGUUUUAAGUUAUCAACAAAUAAAACAAAACAAAAAAUGAAUGGAUUUCUGUGCAGGUCUUUAUGAUACUCGUUUUAGAUAUCUUUGAAAAAGAAAUCUGCUUCGUUCCUCCAAAAAAACUAUAAUAAUAAUAAUAAUAAUAAUAAUACUGAUAAUAAUAAUGAUAAUAAUAAUGAUGAUGAUGAUGAUGAUGAUAAUGUUGUUGAUGGUGAUGAUAAUGUUGUUGAUGGUGAUGAUGAUGAUGAUGAUGAUGAUGAUGAUGAUGAUGGUUAUGAUAAUGAUAAUAAGGCAGUGAAAGGGGCCCUGCAGAUUUUUCCUUGUAUGGCCGACCAGUCCUGCCAAUAAUAUUCCGAACAUCUAUUUAACUUCUUGUCUGGUUAUUCCGUAGGUUGCGGAGGAAGUAUAAACCAGUCAUUUGGCCAGCUACAAUUUGGCCGGAAAGGUUUAAUUAAUAACGGUUAUCUGCUGUGCACCUGGCAUAUUGGAAAUGUAGGAAUCAAGCAAGCAGUCGCACUUAUGUCAAUACAAGAACUCUACCUGUCAUAUUACUAGUGAGUUAAAUGAAACAAUGUCUUUUCAUGGGGAAAUAAGAUUUAAGUUUUGUCCUUUUUUGUUUGACGCCUAGCAGUUGUUUCGCAAAAUUUAGAACUUGUAGAGUAUAAUAUCAAUGGCAAGGGAUAUGUAUUACGUCUGUAUGGUGCAAAUGCGUUGAAAGUUGAAUGGAUGGACAAACGGGUGGACGGAUGGACGGAGGGAUGAUUUGGAUAAUAAAAUGGCUGCUUGCUAGAUUGGAAAGGUGUUGGGGUGAAACGACAGCGAGAGUAGAUGAGGGUAAGGAUGGAUAGUUGUUGAGUGCGUGGUCGGUGGUUGGAUGGACAUAUGUAUGGGGAAAAAGUUGAUUGGACCUAGAGAUGGGAGGAAGGAAAGAGGUAAUGAAAUAUUAAACGUGACGGGAAAAGACAGAAGGGGCGAGGGAGGAAUGGACGAAGGAAGGAAGGGAGGAGAGAGAGGGGGUUGGAGGAAGAAAAAAAUGACUGGUUGCUUCAGGAGAAUAAACCUAGGCCAAGGAGAGCUAAGUUACAACUAUCGCUUAAAGCCAAUAUUUUUUUCUCUUUGUUUUACAGUGAAUACGUUAAAAUAAUCGAUGGGAGCGGUACGACUGUGUUUACUCGCUACUCAAUGACUUCUCAAAAACCUUUCGCGGAAGUUUCUUUUGGAAACUCUGAGAAUAUCACCGUUCAAAUCUAUCAAGAUAGAAGUAACAGUAAUGUCAGGCUUCAAUUCGGAAUUCUACAGCAGGGAUUGCAAUCGGGUUAGUUUCAUCCUUAUAGUGUACUUGACUUUAAUAUUGCGAACUUUUGUAUUUUGCAUCUUAUACAACUACCUACAUAGCGGUGUUACCCAAAGAAAGUGCAAAUCUUUUGGCGGUUCACAGUGUUUUGUUUGUAAAGUCAUUCCAUUGAAAAAGACUCACACUCCCCGACAAUUUCUUAAUUUGUAAAACAAAAAAAAAAAAUCCGAAGAGUAACAUGGAAUUGUUUUAUCACAGCAAAAAAAUAAAUAAUAUAAUAAUAAAUGAAUGAUGAGUUUUCGAGGAUAUUAAGGACGGUGCCCACUAAUGGGAAGUAUUUUUUCCCAGAUAAUGACUAUGUGAGACAAGUAGAUCAUAUCGGGGCUAUUGAAAUCCAAAAAGAAAACUGGGGGUAACCACGCAUUUUUCAGAGAUAAGUGCGCUUCAAUAUGGAGAAAAACGCUGAAUGGGCAAUUUUAGGAAAAAUAAUAAAAAGUUAUUUUUUCCCCAAAUUUCAGAGUGUACACGUGAACUGGCACAAAUGCAAUGAUAAUUUAACAAAGUUUCAAAAUAAGCAACAAAUGAUAACAUAACAACUGCUCUUUAUACAUCUUUGUUUGAAAUAUCAGCACAAGUGGGAAGUUAUCAGUAGUCACCCCUCUCCAAGCGUUUGCCUCAAAAAUAGUGUAAACGACAUUUUCCCCGAACCAAAAAUUGAUCGUUUGCUGAGUAGGCUUAUUAAUUUUAUUUGGUGAGAUAAGAAGUAGGGGUUACCACGCGUUUUUAGAAGUUAAAUUGGUUGGUUUCGACCUUAACUUAAUCGCUUUGGGGGUUAUUUACAAUUUUCCCCAUCCACUCCCCGGUCAGUUUCACUAUUGCUUCACUCAACGCGGAGUACUCUGGGAUAUCCACAAUGGCUAACAGUCAGAGAACAAACAACAAAUUUUAUUGAAAAUUGGAAAAUAACUAAUUACAUUACUUUCCCACCCGCAAAUAGCUUAUGAACUAAUCGAGGCGGGGGGAGCUGAAGACAUAUUACAAAACAAGAAUUAUAUAUAGAUGGACUAAAUAACAGUGAAGACACUACAAUACAGUAAAUAGAGUUUAAACUAACAUAAAACAAAAAACAAAAAACAAGGCAUGUACAUAACGAUUACGAAGAGAGGUUAACUAAAGUAUUAAAUAACUUAAUAAGACGGGAGACUUCGACAUAAUCAUCUUCUGACCGCAAAAAAUUUAGUAAUAAUUCCUUUAUUUUUUUACGAAAGGACGAACGUUUAAGUAUUUUAAUCGAAUACGGAAUAGAGUUCCAAAUUUGGGCACCGAUUCUCGCGAAAAAGGCAUACAUUUUAUCGGUUCUAGAGAACUUAACAUAAAACGAGUCGCUAGAGACAGAUCUUGUUCUGUAGUUAUGAAUCUGACUUGUUUUAACGAACUGAUUGAGAAUACUAACUGGUGCUGUCUGUCUGUUGAUAUCGUACAAUAAAUAGCUACAAUCUCUGAAAAAUAUGCUAGGCAGGGGAAGGCAAUUUGAUUUGAGAAAGAAGGGUACGGCGUGUUCCUUAGACUUACUGAAGUAAAUGAGACGUAAGGCCCGUUUUUGUAGAGUUACGAUCUUUCGUUGAAAUGUCAAGGCACAAUUUCCCCAACCACAAAUACCAUAAGUCAAGUAAGGGACAAUUAAUGAGUUGUAAACUGAAAGUAAAACACGACGCGGGACAUAAUGUCGAAUUUUAGCUAUAAUUCCUAUCGACUUGCUGAUUUUGUGACAGACAGAUUCGAUGUGGUAUUUCCAUGAAAGAUUUGAAUCAAUCAUUAAGCCAAGGUAUUUUACAUAAUAUUUCAUUUCAAGGUUUGCGUAGGUGUUAGUCACGGAGUCAAAAAUUCUAAUCCUAGGUAUGAAGGGCAUAUUCUUUUGCCGGGGACGAAAGAUUACAAAAUUUGAUUUUUUUAUGUUCGAGGACAGUUUGUUGGCCUUUAGCCAUUCGUUGACGUUGCCAAGCUCGCGAUUAACAAGUGUUUCGAGUUCCUUUAGGUUGUUAUUUGCAAGUAUUAUACUAGUAUCGUCAGCAAAUAGAUAAAAGGCAAAUAACGAAGAGGACUUGUAAAUAUCAUUGAUGUACAGUAGGAAUAAGAGUGGUCCGAGGACUGAGCCUUGUGGCACGCCGCACAAGGUCGUUUCAGCCUCAGACACAACAUUAUUAACUUCCGUAGUUUGCUUCCGAUCAGUCAGGUAUGAUAUGAACCAGGAGUUUAUUACACCUCUAAUACCAUAAUUUUCAAGUUUAGCUAACAAAAUUUCAUGGUUAACAGUAUCAAAAGCCUUUUUGAGAUCGAUGAAAACACCGCACGAAAAUUUACCGUUGUCCAUGUUUUGGAGAAUUGUGUUAACAAUAUCAAACUUGGUAACUCCGGAGUACAUAAGUUUUUCAAAAAUCCUGUUAUAAAUCGAGAGCAGAGAAAUAGGUCGGUAGUUUUCGGACAGCGUGUCAUCUUCGUCCUUAAAUAUCGGGAUAAUCUUAGCACACUUUAGUUUAGAUGGAAAAAUCCCUGAGCAAAUAGACUGAUUAAAAAUCGUGGCUAGAGGUACGGAUAUGACCCUUUUUGCUAAUUUCAGCAGCCUAACUGGAGAUGAGUAGAGACCAUGGGCCUUGUUGUCUUGCAAAACUGAAAUUUCUAAAUUGAUAUCUUCCGGAAUAAUAGGAUCAAAGAAGAAAGUGCGAUUAAGUGGCGGAUCUAAAUAAUCAUAGAAUGUAUUUAUGGUCUGAGGAAUUUUAGAAGCCAGUUUGCUCCCAACAGUGGCGAAAUAUUUGUUAAGAAUAUUGCUUAUUUCCUUCGGGUCACUAGUUGGAACCUCAUUCGGGUUUGAGCGAAUAGAGUUAGUUGAGUUGCGCUUGUUUUUCUUUUUACAGUUUCCAAUUAGCUCGUUAAUUCCUUUCCAAGUUUGACGCAUAUUACAUAUGUUGAGAUCAAAGAGACUUUGGUAGUAGUUCGCUUUACUUAAUCUCGUAAGAUAAAUGAUUUUAUUUCUGUAAAAUUUGUAUUUGUUACGUUCUGAGGUAUAGAAGAGGUUAUUCUUUACCCUGAUUGAUUUUCUUAAACCCGCCGUCAGCCAUGGUUUAGCAAGGAAUUUUUGUUUACGAUUGGAUAUACUUCUUAAAGGAGCGUGUUUGUUAAUUGUCUUGUUGACGCAUUUGUAAACCUGGAAAACGAUUGAUUGGCAUCGAUAUGUUUGCAAAUAUUAUUCCAAUUAAUAUUCUGCAAGUCGUCAAUGAAAUACUUUGCAUUGAAGGUAGAAUAGUCACGAACCUUAGUUUUGUUGUUUGGAAAGAAUGGUUUACAGUGCGACGAUAAUAUGCACAUCUGAGAGAAGUGAUCUGUUGUAUCGGACACGAUAUUGCCGCUGACUAUAUUAUUCUCAGGAUUAUUUAUGAAAAUAUUGUCAAUUAAAGUUGCUGAAUUACCAUAGACUCUAGUCGGCUUAUCAACCACUGGGAACAUUGAAAAACUUUGCAUUGUUUGGAGCAAGGUUUGUGUGUAACUACAAGUUUCAUAUUUUAACAGAUCUAUGUUGAAGUCUCCCAUGAGAUAAAUAUUUUGAUUUUGACGGCAUUGGCGUUCAAGAAAAUCUGUCAAGUAUUCUACAAACUCAUUAGCGUUAUUGUGUUGCCUAUAAGUAACACCACAUACAGAUUUCUUAUUGUUAGGCAGAUGAAGUUCAAUCCAUAGGGCUUGAUAGCAAGAAUUGGAGACUCGUUCAAGGACGCGGUAUUUACAAUUUUGAUCAAUGAACAGGCCAACACCACCGGCAGAUAAAGGUGUUGGGACCGAUUCAAAACAGUAUCCUGGUAAAGAAAAACAAAACACAAAGAAAACACAAAGAAAACACAAAGAAAACAACAACACACGGAGGAGAGCAAAAACAGAAAGUGAAGUGGGACAUUUCAUGGACUCAAAGGAAAACAAAUUAUACUAUUUCAUUCAACUGGAGCUUCUCCGCCUCAAACAUUUAGCAAAACUUUUUGGAGAAGAGUAGUCUCCAAGGUAUUAGAGAUUACUUGCGAGCUUAAGAUCAACGGCUGGUGCUGUAAACAAACUACUCUACUGUAGUGGAAAAUAGUCGACAGGGACUCUAAGACAGGUUAUACUCCUUCAAUCGUUUGCUUACCCGUACAUGUCCUCAAGAUUUUUUGAACUGUAGGUGUAAUAUGAAUUGCAAACCUUCUAUCGUUUUUUUUAUCAUUUUACCGGGUACCUCUAUCGAAUAUGUUAUUAAACUUGCAUACAUUCAAUGAGUUUAUCUGUGCUUAUCUGUGCUUAUCUGUGCUUUGCGCUAUCUCUUUCGGGCUUUGCCACAAGUGUCAUAUGACAUAAAUGAUUUGCAUAGACUCAAAAUGUCCAGAUUAGGUGUGGUGUGAAAUUGAACCUUAAGAAUUACUAUCUACAAGACAAGCUGCCAAUGAGUCAAUAAUUUCAAUGCUUAGUAAUGCCAAAAUGCUUAAAUAUUAAUGAUAAUAGUAAAAAGCAUAACAAUCUUUUUACCAUUUUUUCCACUAAGAAAGCGUUUCCUUUGCGGUUCGCAACUAUUUGUGAAGCAGCGAUCUCAGCAAUCCAAGCAAUCUUGUAAAAGUUUUUUUCUUGUUUGUUCAACUAAUAAAAGCCUCGGACUCUCAAUAAAAGGGCCAUAUGUAUGUACUCUAACGCUUUAAAUCUAUCUUCCGAUGAAUAAUUACAUAAAAUCUUACAAAAUUAAAGAAAUAUUCGGGAAAGUGUUUAUAGCCGAUUAGCCGAUAAAACGCGAAGGACGCGAGUGAAAGGUAAGCUUGCAGUUUCUCGAUUAAGCUGAGGACUUAGAAUUAUUUUCGUUCUGAUUUACUGAUCCUUGCCUAUUAAGGGAUUUUUUAAUACCCAAGCUCUAAGCGUAACAUCUUGAAGUAGCAACUUUUGAUGUUUUAGAAUUGACUUUUGUUUGACUAUAAAAUAUUCGGUCAGAUCGAUCAUAUGUAGAAAUAGCAACAUGCGCAUACUUCUUCGGUUUUCAAAGAACUGACAAGGUAAAUGGAAAUUAUUUAUUUUUCAUCGUUGAAAAACGAUGCAUCUUUUCCACAAGAAAUAACUAGAACCUCCCAGAAUUAGAGGAGACAAAACCAGUCCGCGUGUCCUGCUUGGUGCGCAUUUCUUUCGCGUCGCGCGCGACUACCUUGGCGGGCACCAUCCUUAAGGAUCUUUGUUCUUGCUCAUGUAUACUCCUGUAAAAAUUCAUUUUGGUCCUGGAUCUCAGUUUUUCCCCUUUGGUUACGCAUGUCAAUUUUCCAUAUUUAUCCAUACAUCCAUACAUAUUUUCUAAACUGACAUUUUUUUCUCUACAAAAAUGACCAAAGCAUAAAUUAGAGCAACUGGCAAAAAAGGGUCUAGAUGCUUGCUUUCAAACGAAGUCCAUGUAGCUUUUACAACAGUAGAACUGGAGUGGUUUUAACGUUAACUAGUUUACCACAACAACAACAACAAUACACAAAAAUGUCUAAUAAUCACCCUAGAAAGCACUCCACGUGAAUUGCACUAAUAUAUCAAUUCUAAACUCAGCUGAAAUAUUCUAAACAGAUUACACAAAGUUCGUUUGAAAGGGGUUCCUAUUUUUAGACGAGAAUGAUGCAGUAAGCCUUUCUUUCUCAAUAUUCGGCUACCUGCAGUCCUGCACAAACAGAUUUGGCUGGUGCCCAUCAGAAUCUAAGCGUUUCUCCUGACUGUGAAAUUUAGUGUUCUCGAACUCUACCAUCGCUCUAACCUUCUUUAAGAUCACCAAGUAAUUAACUUUCUUGCUUCCUCUUUAGCCCAGCUAGUGUCUAAUUGGAGUGUGUCUAUUGAUAAUAAGACAGCAAAGAGUAUGCAAGUUUCUUGGCAAGAUCUAGCAACCUUGCUGGACCAAAGCAUUCUUCACUAUAUAACCGUCAUAAAAAGUAGCAAUGGAAGCAUCGUGAAUGGAAAUAUCCUGCACAAAAACAUCACAUCCAACGUUUUCUAUGGGCUGUUACCGUAUAUGGAAUAUCGACUCACUGUUCUGUGUGUAAAUGAUAACUGGAAGGUUUACAAGAGUUCAGAGGUUACAGAGUUCACUGAGGAGUCGGGUGUGUUUAUAACAUUACCAGCGCAAUUAUGUUAUUGGUUGCCUUGCCUGCGAAAGCCCAGUAUCUAACCUAUUCAUGAUAGACCGUUUCCGAGUGACAUCAAGCUUCUGUUUCAACGCGAGGCUAAGUGUGAAGCCAUUGAUAUGAAAUGAUUUUUUAUUGUCAUGCUUACAUAAAAAGUCAUUUUCAGUCGCGUUUAGAAAGUAGGAGUGUUUGGAACUCGGAAAUGGCCCAUUAAUCCUUGACAUCAAUGCCAUGUAGGAAAUGUCAAUCAAGGUAUUUUAAGCGUUAAAUGCACGCCAGAAGGUUGCUUAUGAUUUUCUAGGAUUAACUAUGUUCCCCUCUCCAUGCACUUUUUCGGGCAGCGUCAAAUUAUCGAGCGCGAAAAUUUAAUCGGAAGUUGGCAAAAUGGCUUUGCAAAGUAUUAUUGAACCUACUCUAGCGCUAUUCAGACCUGUUUUGCUGGGUGGUGGCACCCCCAGUCUGAGGUUAAAGCACCUGAACACGUAGAAAACGAUUGGAAGUCUUUGGCUCCAUCCAAGGUGGUUUCAGCCUAUCGUUGCAUAGCUCUCGUGAAAAUGGACUAUAUAAUUUUUAAUCGACUAAAAAAAAUAGGUUUGGUCGUACAUGUGGAUACUAAAAAGCUGAUAAAAUUGCUUGCAUCGAUUCUUGUAAUAAUUAUAGCUGUCAGCGUUCUUCUAUCGUUAUCAUUGGCAUUUUUAUUACUAUUAUUAAAUUAUUAUUAUUAUUAUUAUUAUUAUUGCUUAGUUGCGGUGAUAGGGUGCCAAAGCAAAUCCUCUAAUGAGAAGUCUUAAAAUGCAAAUGUACCCCUGUCUAACAGCUUCACACGUUUUAUUUCUCUCUAGUUCCUGGUCGUGGACCUAACAAUAUAGCGUUCUCUGAAGUAACAACAACGCAGUUCAAGGUUACUUGGAAUCCUCUUCCUCAGAGGUUUCACAAUGGACGAUUGUUGGGCUAUAGAGUUUACUUCAGGAGGAGCGCCUAUUAUCCAAAUCCAUUUAAUAUAAGCAGUGUAGUCACUAACAGUCCUAACAUGACAUGGGAAGUUAUAACAGGACUUGGACCAGCUCAGCGCUAUGAUGUUUCUGUGGCGGCGUAUACAUUGAAAGGAGAAGGGCCCCGUUCUGCUCUUCACUACAUUACCACAGGUAAAGUUAAUCUCAAUUAAAUUAGAUAAUUUUAUUUAAAGUAUGAUGAUGAUGAUGAUGAUGAUAAUAAUAAUAAUAAUAAUAAUAAUAAUAAUAAUAAUAAUAAUAAUAAUAAUAAUAAUAAAAAUAAUAAUAAGACUAACACGUGAAAAAAUGACGAUGUGUGAGUAUGGGGGAAAUUGGGCACGUCCCAAUCGGAGGAAUGAGGGGAGCGGGGGCUCUGCUCAGGGUAUGUUUCUUUGGGUACCUCAAACAAGGCGAUCCGAUUUCACCAUUGAGCAUCUUGAACAGAGUGUCUUUUUGGACCGGAUACGUUUUGAACAGAGGAUGAACUUUGACAGAGUCCGGUCUGUUUACAUUGUACCUUUAUCAAUAUUUUAGAAAUACAACCCUGUAAGCCCCUAUUACCACAGAUAAAUUUAACCUAAAGGAAAAUAGAUUGCUUUAAUUUAAGGUAUUAUCAUAAAAAAAAACAACAACAAAAUAAGCAAAAUAAACAAACACACACACACACAAACGACGAAGACGUGCCUUGGGGUUUUAUUUUAUUUUUUUUAAUAUCGAUUAAGCUACAAUGUAGGCAGACCGCAGUUUUCUUUUAAGAAGAGAAAAAAGAAGCAAUUCAUAUAAUAGCUUUUUUUUCCCUAAGUUUUUAAAAAAUAUUUUCGUUUUAGAUCAAGAAGAAGACUUUAAAAGUGUAUCCUAAGUGCUUCUAUUUAGCGUUCAAAGCGAACUACAAGCUGUUUUCUUACUAUCUUCGUUGCAGCUUGCAGGGUGGUGGUCAAUCAAUCAUCUGGCGAUAUAAGUGUGACACAUUCCCUGUUCUGCUUCUGGUCAAUCGGGAAUGCCGGUAUCCCCCAGGCAAUUGGUCUGGUGCUAAUUCAGGAGAUAGACUUCAGUUAUUGCAGGUAUCUAUUGUUAUUGUUACUUUACUAAAUCUGUUGCCAUUAAAUGCUACAAUUAAACCCUUCUAUUAUGAGUUUGGUACCCGAUUGAUACAAGUAUUAAUCAUGAUUGAAUUCUAGAGGGAAGGAGCCUCUUAACGCUGUGUAAUAUUGCAAAAGCCUUUUAUGGCUUGUUGUGAGAACAGCUCUUAUGUUAUUUUGCGGUAGCUUUUAUUAUCUGUGAUGAAUUGGAGCAAGCAGUAAGAAGGCCAUUAAAACGUGGUAUAAACGAUGAUAAAUUAAUUCCUUCGAGCGCCUGUCAUCCUUCAUAUCUUGAAAAAAAAAAAAAAAAGGAAAAGGAAAACAUUCUCUUAACCGCUUGAUACAUAUUCUCUCAUUAUCACCACAGUGAAUAUUUCAAGAUUUUUGACGGCAAUGGGGUUCUGAAAUUUCACCAAAGCGGCUGCUCAUCCUCUGUUCGUGGAUCAUUGGUAGAGGUUCCGUUUUUUGCCUCAAACAACAUAACAGCAAGUUUCAACAUGCGUCGUUUCAGAAGUACUAUCAAGGCUGAUUACCUGAUACUGCGGACAAGCAUUCAUACAGGUGAACCCUUAUAUCGAUCACUGGCAUGUUAAAAAAACGUGUCAAAUGUACUCUAGGGCCGAGUUGUUCAAAGAUACAAUCCAGGCCAAAAGGUUUUGGGACACCUCCCCUUUUUCACUUGGUUUUGUAUGGAAUUUGCAGCUAACCUGCAAUACACACUCAUAAACACGGCCUUAACAAGUCCCCCAAACAAAUUUGAGGUCCUUAAAAGUGUACAAGAUAUGUAAAAGGUGUUUGACUUGUAGCACCCAAAACUGUUCAGGGGGGGAUGGGGGUCAACUUGAAUUACAUUUCCUCACCUAAAACACGAAGUGUCCCGAACGUUUUGACCAGGAUUGUAGGUUAAGAUAACCCAGGGUUAGUGCGAGAUUUGAAUUCAGGUUUGAAAGCUUAAAAAGAAUUUCAACUUUAAUUAUUUUUGUCUACAAGUUGAUGAAUGAAAGCUCUAAAAAUAACAGAGGAAAUUAUCCGAGAAAAUGCUUUUGAACACAAGAAAAAGAAACCCAGGUUAAAUUUAACCCCAGGUUAAGGGCUAAUCGGCCUUCGAAUAACUGGACCCAGGACUUACACCCACUUAGUUAUUGCCUUUAAGCCCAUAGUAUUGUGAGCCUAUUUCUUUUCAAAAGGACAAAAGUCCGUCGGUCAAUUCUGACUUUUGGUAAGGUCUCUGGUGUAAUGGAUAACUUUCUACUUUUUAAAACCAGGAAAAGGGAGUCCGGCAUGCGAUAAUCAUGCGUGUUUUGACCUCGUGGUAUUUUCUAUUUAUUUUAUCUUCUUAUUUCUUUUCAAUUUGAAGCUUACUUGGCGCAAGCAGCUUUUGUAAUUUAGAAUGAUUCUAUCCCUAGUAAUUGAUAUUUCAUUUUUUCUAUUUGUUCCUUGGUCUGAAUAAGAACACUUACCUGUAGAUGACUAUCAUUUAUUAAUUUAUUCAAAUAUCUUUUCCUGAGUGUGUAUCUUUUCUUAUAUCUUUUCUUGUAUUUAGCUCAAAUGCCUCGUGGCUGGAAUUUAACAGUGGAGAGCACCACCUAUUCAAGCAUAUUGAUUCGCUGGUCAAACCUUACCAACGUUCUCAACCGCAAACUUGGCCAUUACGUUGUCUUUGUAAACAGAAGGGAUAACAGUGUAACAUUGCAUCAGAUCGUGGAUGGGGAUCAAUUAACCACGGAAAUCAACGGACUCACUCAUUCAACAAAUUAUACAGUGGAAGUCGUUGGUAUUGACACAAUGGGGAAGCCAUACAAAACUCCAUCAGAAGCCACCAUGACGGCAAAUCCUAAGAGAGGUAACACCACUGUUUUUUUUUCUAUCAAUGCCGAGAAAAGUUUUAAAAGUUAAACUACUUUUAACUUUUUUUUAACUGCCAAAAGUUACCAACAUGAAUUUCCCAUCAGAGUUUUAUAAGAAAGAAAAAGUAAUGAUGAUUGAUAAAAUGAUGGCUAGAACGGCAAUGCUUUGAACCUAUAUGAGAUUCUCUUAACUAAAAGGCCCUUUGCAGCUAGCCAUUCACGUGAUACAAAACCGCCGAGCUGGAGAGCGAUUAAAGUCGCACUGACACAGGACAAUUAAAUAGUAAUUUCCUUUAUUUCAUUCAAAGAAAAAAAAACGGGAAAACUCCAUCAAUCACUCUCCACAACCAAUUCGCUGUUUUUCUCGUUGAACGAACGUCCAACAGGCAAAGCAAGUUUAGGUCAGUGCUACUCGUCGUUUGUAAGUAAACCAACAAACAUCAACAAACAAAAAUAACUGUCUUUAUUCAUUUAUGCUGUGGCUGUUUACAGGCUGAAAUUAAAUUUCUUUAGUACUUAACAAGAAACGUUUACAGGUCAUUAAAUGACAUAAAUUAAAGGGCUUUAGAAAGAGGAGAAAGAGAAAAAAAAGGAACGAAAAGUAACAGCCUUACGUGGUACACUCGCUCAAUUAUCGAGAUAAUUAAUAAAUUAGCUCAUCUAAUCUGAGCUAUUUCGAUUUUAGUUUCGAAAUCAAUAUCUGUUAAAUGAUCUUGCACCCUUGGCUUUACAGAAAAGCUGUAGACUGUUUCGACGAGAGAAAAUAACGGAGAAAAAUCUCACUUACAAAUAUUUGUCUUGGACUUCAGGUUUAAGACUAGUUGGAGGAUUUGGAAGCUGGGAAGGAAGAGUUGAAGUAUAUUACAAUAACAUAUGGGGAACUGUUUGUGAUGAUUUCUGGGAUAUACCUGAUGCACGAGUCGUUUGUCGCCAGCUGGGAUAUUCUGGUGCGGUAAGUGCCCCAAGGAAUGCCCGAUUCGGCGCCGGAACUGGUCAAAUUUGGUUGGAUGAUGUUGCCUGCUGGGGAAGUGAAAGUUCUUUAUUCGAUUGUGGGCACAACGGAUGGGGUAUCCAUGACUGCAGUCACAGAAAAGAUGCAUCGGUGAUAUGCUCUGGAGGUAUGUUGUACGUGACAAUUAAGUCGUACUAUGUGUGUUUCACUUUGUAAGGAACCAACGAUGUUGCAGAGCAUCCCGACUAAAUGCUUUAGAAAACUGAUGAGAUAAAUGCAAAAUUGGACGAAUUCUAAUGAUAUAGAGGAUACAAUAGUAAUACAGAGUUGAGGAAAAAGAUGCUUUGAGAUGCAACGUCUGAAUGAACUAAAUUCGACAGUUUCAAAUUAAAUACGAUUUUGCCGAAUCUGCAACUGAAGGAGUCGAAAAUUCGGUUUGACAUUUGAUUUAGACGACCCAUUUCUCAUGUACCGAAUAUAAUACGUUAAUAAUUGAACCAAUUAUCCAUAUUGGAUAACAAAUUGUUCAAGGGAAUAGGAUUAUUUACAACAAACGGAGUCAAAUUCGGCACUAUGAUACCGACAUCUGAAUCAACUGCCGUAUUUGAUUAUUUUAGUCGACUAAAAUAGGAGUUCGGCGCAUAAAAAAAUCCACGUUUGAACGGGGCCUAACAUGACAUACGUUUCAGCUUAGUCGUUUGCGGGCUCGUUUUUUAGAUUUUUUUUUCUUUUUAUUAACCGGCUUGUGCCAGAACUUAAGAAUCAGUUGUAAUAGUUGAUUUUACUUUCUCCUCGACAUGAUUUGUACAUCACUGGACAUGAUUUGUUUAUCAAAAGAGCAAUCAAUUUUCAUCCACCAUUUCAAUAAAAGCAAAUGGAAUCACUUCUUUCUAUAGCGGAAAACUUGGAACCGUGACUUCGUCGUGUGAAAAGAAAGUAGAGAAAGCUAACCCUUUUUAAUCAAAUUAUUCUAAGCUUUAAACUCGAAGCUUUAUAUAGUGUAAAAUAAUUAUAAUUUACUUUUACCGCGGUAUUACUCGUAAUAAUAGGGAGAGGGUGAAAUCGACAAAUUAAUGCGUGAAGGACUUAUGAUUCAGCGCCUCAGCAACUCUCGAAGGGUUGAUCUACCUAAUGCAGGAAAAGUUUUUCUUACCUUGUUAUGUCGGGGCAAAACAACUCGACUUUGCGUUAUCUCAGUGAAAAUGAUGGGGCAGGCGUCCUGCCUGUAACUGACGACGUCAUGGCACAGCUCAGAGAUAAACACCCAAGUCCACAGGAAGACCGCUUGGGUUCUUUGCUUUACGGGUCAGUAGAGAACGUCCCAGACACAAUUUAUCAACAGAUAAAUGGGGAAAUGGUACGGGACGCGGCCUUGCGGACAAAUGCUUCUGGGGGUCCUUCAAGCGUUGAUGCGAAUGGGCUCCGGAGAAUUCUUGCAUCAAAGUCAUUCAACAAGUCUGGGACAGGCCUGUGCGCAUCAACAGCAGCAAUGACAAAACGCUUAAGCACUGCAUAUAUCGAUCCUCUUAGUAUUGAGGCAAUUUUAGCUAAUCGACUCAUCCCCCUGGACAAAGAAGUGGGCGCUGUCCGGCCGUUCGGUGUCGAAGAAGUUAUACGGAGGAUAAUGGGAAAGUGUGUUAUGAUCGUGACAAAGUCCGACGUCGUCGACGCAAGUGGCUCCCUUCAAGUUUUUGCAGGGUAGAAAAGCGGAAGUGAAGCUGCAAUUCAUGCAAAGCGCAGUAUUCUCAAAGCAAGUGAAUCGGUUGCUGUUCUGCCAAUCGAUGCAUCAAACGCCUUUAACGGCCUGAACAGAGCUGCAGCACUACAUAACACCCGAAUACUGUGCCCGACCCUGGCUACCUACGUGAUAAACACCUAUAGACAAGCUGCGUGUCUCUUCAUUACGGGCGGCGAAGAACUAAUAUCAGCAGAGGGCACCACACAGGGUGACCCUCUCGCCAUGAGCCUUUACGCCAUAAGUCUUCAAACACUUUUAAAGCGAUUGCAUGUCUCAAGCGCAGCAAAACAGUGCUGGUUUGCUGAUGACGUAACCGGAAGUGGUUCUCUGCACGACGUGAGAAAAUGGUGGGAUGAACUAUCAGAGAGUGGUCCUGCGCUUGGCUACUUCCCUUAUACCCAAGAAACGUUGGUUGAUCAUACAACCGCAAUUUAAACAGGCUGCCAUGGAGCUAUUAAGAUCCCCAUAGACGGCCACAAGCAUCUAGGCCCUUCUCUAGGAUCAAGAUCAUCCUUUAAAGAAUACGUUGGGGAAAAAGUAGGCGAAAAGGUCAAUGAAGUUACUAAACUCGCGGCGUUUGCCAUAUCACAGCUGUCACUGUUGGACAUAUCUUAAGAACACUACCGGAUACUUCAGAAUUACUGGAGCCAAUUGAGCGCGCAAUUAAUGAGGUUCUGAUAUCAGCUGUUACCGACCGUACAGUCACCAAGUAGAGCGCGACCACCCUUGUUUUUCUGUGCGCGCGGGAGGCCUUGGAUUCACAGAUCCUGUAGUGACCUCAUCUUCUGAAUACGAGGCUUCAGUCCAAGUCACUAAUCCGCUCGUGAGGUAA
Messenger RNA from Porites lobata, 15715 nucleotides. Lineage: Eukaryota; Metazoa; Cnidaria; Anthozoa; Scleractinia; Poritidae. The record is from the annotation of a GenBank genome assembly.